Messenger RNA from Solea senegalensis (Senegalese sole), 5473 nucleotides. RefSeq names its product sodium/hydrogen exchanger 6-like. Gene Ontology annotation, cellular component: recycling endosome; membrane. The coding region runs from base 193 to 2436 and encodes 747 amino acids. The transcript is spliced from 17 exons. Gene Ontology annotation, biological process: proton transmembrane transport; sodium ion transport; regulation of pH. Gene Ontology annotation, molecular function: sodium:proton antiporter activity. NCBI's taxonomy places the organism in Eukaryota, Metazoa, Chordata, Actinopteri, Pleuronectiformes, Soleidae. The record is from RefSeq and is a predicted model, not a curated record.
UAAUUCGAAUUCUUUCUGUAAUCCCUUUGCCCGACAGCCUACAUGGUGCGACUUUUAUUUUGAAGAACCGGAAGUAUCCGUGUUUUCAUUACUGGCUACGGAAGGAACUGUUAUUUGCUCCCGUGAUUUCCGGACUAAGAACACAGACGGGAAUUAGGCGACAAAUGUAACCGUCUCACAGUGAAAGUCACAAUGGGUACCGCACCGACACACUCUCGUGGUGUUAGACCGCCUAAAGCGCUCCUACUGCUGCCUUUUCUCCUAACAUUCGUGCUCGUCGGGAGCCGAGGCGAGAGCCAUGCUAUGGACAAUGUCGCAACUGAAAGGAUGGCUGAGGAGAGCCACCGUCAGGACAGUGCCAAUCUCCUCAUAUUCAUAAUGCUCUUAACGCUCACCAUUUUGACUAUAUGGCUGUUUAAACACCGGCGAUUCAGGUUCCUGCAUGAAACAGGACUCGCCAUGAUCUACGGCCUGUUGGUGGGUGUGAUCCUACGGUUUGGCGUGCACGUGCCCCAGAGCACGAGUGACUUGAUCCUCAGCUGUGCCGUCAAUGCCAGUCCUGCCACUCUGUUGGUCAACGUCAGUGGCCGCUUCUAUGAGUACACCCUGAAGGGGGAAGUCAGCCGCAGCAAAAGUCACCAAGUGCAGGAUGAUGAGAUGCUUAGAAAGGUAACCUUUGACCCAGAAGUGUUCUUCAACAUUUUGCUGCCUCCCAUCAUCUUCCACGCUGGUUACAGUCUGAAAAGGAGACAUUUUUUCAGAAACAUUGGCUCCAUCCUGGCAUAUGCUUUUGUGGGAACGGUUAUAUCGUGCUUUGUUAUUGGGUUGAUCAUGUAUGGCUUUGUGUCCUUCAUGAAAGUUGUGGGACAGUUGGGGGGAGAUUUUUUCUUCACUGAUUGCCUCUUUUUUGGGGCCAUCGUUUCAGCAACGGACCCAGUGACAGUGCUGGCUAUCUUCAAUGAGCUCAAGGUGGAUGUGGACUUGUAUGCUUUACUCUUUGGGGAGAGUGUCCUCAAUGACGCUGUGGCCAUCGUCCUCUCAUCUGUUCUCCUGCGGUUGGAGAAACAGGGUAGGCAGGGCUCUGGAGCUAUCAACUCCACAGGAGGUGAUGGCCCAGUCUGGCCUGAGGGGGCACAGGACUGGCUGGGAGAAAACCAGACAUUGAACCCUCGCUCCAUUGUGGCCUACCAGCCCGCAGGGGACAACAGCCACAGCUUCGAGGCCAUGGCCUUGUUGAAAUCCUUUGGCAUCUUCCUGGGUGUCUUUAGUGGAUCCUUGGCACUUGGAGUAGCGACCGGAGUCAUGACCGCGCUCGUGACUAAGUUCACUAAGUUGAGGGACUUCCCUUUGCUGGAGACGGCACUAUUUUUCCUCAUGUCCUGGAGCACUUUUCUCUUGGCUGAGGCCUGCGGCUUCACAGGUGUGGUAGCUGUGCUUUUCUGUGGCAUCACUCAAGCUCACUACACUUACAACAACCUCUCUCCUGACUCGCAGGACAGGACUAAACAGUUGUUUGAGCUGCUCAACUUCCUGGCAGAGAACUUCAUCUUUUCCUACAUGGGUCUGACUCUCUUCUCCUUCCAGUCACAUGUCUUCAACCCUCUGUUCAUCAUCGGAGCCUUUAUGGCCGUGUUUCUGGGCAGAGCCGCGAACAUCUACCCUUUGUCCUUCCUGCUGAAUCUGGGCCGCAAGAACAAGAUCGGGUCCAAGUUUCAGCAUGUCAUGAUGUUUGCAGGUCUGCGCGGGGCGAUGACCUUUGCUCUCUCCAUCCGCGACACGGCGACGUACGCUCGCCAGAUGAUGUUCUCGACCACGCUCCUGAUCGUCUUCUUCACGGUGUGGAUCUGUGGCGGGGGCACCAUGCCCAUGCUCUCCUUCAUGAGUAUACCCGUGGGUGUCGACUCUGAUCAAGAAAACAGUUCUGCGGUGUUGGACGGGUCUCAGCGGAGGAACACUAAACAUGAGAGUGCCUGGCCUUUCAGGAUCUGGUAUACCUUUGACCACAACUACCUGAAGCCCCUCCUGACACACAGCGGCCCUCCUCUCACUGCCACGCUGCCAUCUUGUUGUGGACCACUGGCACGGUGCCUCACCAGUCCACAGGCCUAUGAGAACGAAGGUCGCCUCCACGACGACGACUCUGACUUUGUUCUCAACGACGCCAACGUGAGCUGCAUGUACGCCGACGUCACCGUCAGCACCGACGCAUCCGGAUCCCACACCAUCAACCGCAAGCGCUCGUCCACCGCCAGCACCGGGUGCGGCCCGACCGACGAGGGACUGGAUCAGGAUCUCGCGCUGGCGGAGCACGAAGUGGCAAUCAGGGGCACACGUCUGGUCCUGCCGAUGGACGACCCGGUGGAGCUGCCGACCACCGUCACGCUGCCCCCGCCGCCGUCCCCGCCUCACUCCGACCCUCGCAGGCACAGACUGUGAGAAGCCUCACACACUCAAAUCACCUGAACUGAAUUCACAUGAGAUCGACGUGUUAUUUGGUUUGUUUGGAUGUUUAAAAUGAACUGUUUUAAUUGUUCCUACUGUCUAACAUUUUUAAUAUUGUCUCGCCAUUUAGGUGGAUAACUUAAAUCUUCAAUGUGAAUGCACUACAUGUAAGUUAAGGUACUGUAAAUUACAAGCACCUGAAGUCUGUCGGCUUGCCUAUAAAUAUAAACCAUUUAAGGGGGCAGGAUAAGAGGAGAAGUUGUGUAGGGCUGCAACUAACAAUUAUUUUCAGGUUUACUACAGGUUUUCAGUUUUAUGGAUUUCUUUUUUUAUGGAACAGAAAACAGAAAAAAUUCACGUUUAAGAAGCUGAGAAAUCACUCAAACUGAUUAAUCCCUUAUCAAAAUAGUUGACCAUGUGUUGCAGCUCUCCUCUCAAGUUUUUACUCCUGUGGCAAUAUGCCAGUUUUUUGUUUUAUCUGUGCUCCGUGUUGUCAGCCCUACACGGGUGUUUUAGAGCCUCAAAUAUGUCGACAAAGUGUAUUAGUCUAGAUUAAAUUAUAGAAAAGAUUAAGCAGUUUCCUGCAUUAAAUUCCUGACCGGCUUUCUAUUCAGCCACGACUCCACCAUCUGCUGUGAAUGAAAGUCUCUGUAAACAUGUUCACUUUCAUUCUUGUUAUCCGUAGUAGAAGUACUUGGAAAAAAAGAGUUGCAGAUGAGAGAGUCCGCUUCCUGUUUACAUCUGUGAUAUGUGGACGCAGAUAAUACUUCUGAUACGGAGCUCGAUACUUAUCUCUGAUAACACGAUAGUAUGGAUGUGGUUUAAACCGGUUCGAUAUGCAGGUUUCUCUGUGGCGAUAAAAUGUCCAGGAUCUGUUUAGCUUCUGUCAAAUAUUCUACAGUAGGUAGCGUUUUUACGGCAGUGUCAGCUAAACCCUGAGACUUCUCUCGUGGCUCAUGUUAACUCCAGUCAUUCGCUCAGUUGUCGCUUGUGUUAUAUUUUAUUUUUUUUGUCAAGCUAAAACAUGCUUUUCUUCAUGAGGCUAUGAACAAAAUGUUACCUUAUUUGGCUGGAGACGUUAAAAUAAAUGAAUUGAUUUUUAAAGACAAUAAUCUUUAAGUUGCAGUUGUAAACUACUGUAGAUACUCAAUGACCAAAACAUUGUCCAUCUUGCUCUUCAAUGUUAGCAUUGCCAACAUCUUCUCUUCAGUUAGUCUUUUUGGUGUAUUUAUUUAACACAACAUGAUUGGUUUGUGCGUGAUUUAUUUGUUUGUUUAUUUAUUUAUUUAUGUAUUGUUUUGCAAUGUAACAUAGACUGGUCAGUGGUGGGAGGUUGUCUUAUCGGCACUAAAUGAAGGUAUGUGGUGUAGCAGGGAGGUGGAUAUUCAUCAUUCCCGAAGUUUGUCCUUUUCUCAUACUGUAGCAAAAUGCUUCUACUUUAUACUUGGAAACGAGAGCUUCCGUCUUUGUGUGUGUUUGUGCGUGCGUGCACCUCUUAAGGCAUAAACACUGACCUUGUCAGGACCAGUAGUCCUCAUGGAGACCAAAACCUGGUCCUUAUGAGGCAGAAGGAACUGGUUAAGUUCAGGGCUAAGAUUUGAAUUGUGGUUGAGAUUAAGGUCAGGCAUUAGCUGGUUAUGGUUGAGGUGAGGGAUAACGAUUUGUUUGGGCUGUCCUAAUGAAUGGAAGUCAAUGCAAGUCCUUUAAAGCCAUGGUUCUCAAACUGGUACGUGUACGCAAGCUUCCUCUGGUGGUACUUGGAGUGGAGCUGAGGAAUUUCUGUGUGUGGAAAAUGACACGAACAACAAAAAAAUUUAAUAAUUAGCGUCACCUUAUCUCUGAAGUAUGUGAGGAUGAGAGAGAAAUAUCUUUUUGGGAAUAAAUCUGCCUCCUGUGAAAAGUCCAUAGCUGACUUUGCUCAGACUGUUUACGCCACUGUAUUUUAACGUUAGUGAUAACGGUGUUAUUUCAAGAGGUCAAUAUUUUCCUCAGGUGGUACUUGGUAUAAGAAGUUUGAGAACCACUGCUUUAAAGGAUAGCUAUGUGAUCCUGUGUGUGUGGCUGAUAUGGCCAAAUCUACUGAUGUGGAUUUUAGGGCUAAUAUUAUAUGUUUCUGGAUUUUCUCACAUCAUCUGAAUUUGUUUCUUUCCUCAGAAACUGUUUAUUUUUUUUAUUUUUUUCAUGUUGUAUCAUUAAAGAUGACUUUUGAGGGCUGGCUGAACUGUUUUAAAAUUUAAAAGUGCCUAUUCUGAAAUGAAAUCAUCUAUUGUAGAUGUGUAUAUAUUUGAUUUGCUUGUGUGCACAAUGAUGAUGUUUGUGUGUGUGUGUGUGUGUGUUUUAAUGACACAGAUGUCAAAUGUAUUCUCAGUUGGUCUCUACCUGCAUUUGACUGUUUGUUUUAUGUGUCCUGAAGAGUGAAAACUAAAAUAUUGUACUUACAUUAAUGGAAAAUGACACUCAAUAUUUUGGCUGCAGCUAUCAUUUUAUGAACAGCAUGUUUGUGAACAAAAAAAAAAGUAUAUACUGUAUGUGUGUGAUUCUUAAUUAGAAGGUGAAAUUGAAUUUUGAUGAAGGGACAGGAAGUAGCAGAAUGUCUUUUGUUUAGAUUUUUUUAUUGGCAACCACACUCAUCUACUCUGUCCCCCAUUUCACAUCCAAAUAACAUGUUUAUUUUGAUUGUGUUGUCAUCUUAAUCUUCAUGCAGUAUUUCGUAAUGAAUCCUAGAUCACUUAUUUUUUGUCCGUAUUUGACCCAUAAACAUUUUUGUUUAUAUAGAUUGAAGAAUCAGUUCUAAUCUUACACACACACACACACACACACACACACAAAAACUGUUUAAACAACAGUUCUGUAUGUGACAAUAGAUCUGUAUGUGAAUGUUUUUUUGUAAAUGUGAACUCAUGUUGAGGGGUAAAUGGAUCUCAGAUUUAACAGAUUUCCCCCCGUGUCGUCCUGAACUUACUAAUGUUGUAUCCUCAUUCAGACAUCUUGAGGUGACCUGGAAAUAAAUAAAACAAAAUCUUCCAUUUGA